Paramecium sonneborni is the source of this 720-nucleotide messenger RNA. NCBI's taxonomy places the organism in Eukaryota, Ciliophora, Oligohymenophorea, Peniculida, Parameciidae. The record is from the annotation of a GenBank genome assembly.
AUUUAAUGUCUCGCUACAUCAAUUUAGUAAAAAAUUCAUAUCAUUCUUGAAAAGUAAGAUAAAACUGUUCCAUGUAAACCACUUGAAGAGUUUGAUAUUAAAAUAUACAGAGAAAAACUUAAUGAUAAAUAUGGAAAAUCACCAUUAGCAUCCUAACAUACUUAACCUACAUCUCCAAAAAAAAGCAUUAAAAUUGGGUAUUCAAUACAUUUUAUAAAAAGAAAUCCAAGUUUCGAUUUAUUGCAAACUAAAUUAAAAGAAUUUUCAAAUAAAAAAAGUACAUCACCUUAAAAAUCUAAAAUUGAACAAGGUUCACCAAAUAGAGCCACAGGAAUAUCAUAAUAGUAAAUUAUCAAAAGAAAAAUAGAAUAUCUAAAAUAAGCACGUUAAAUUUUACAUUGCCAUCUAAAUAAAUGAGAAUUGGAUCUGUUUAUAAUACGUAAUAUCAACUUAAUGGACCAAUAAGUGAAGAUAGAAAAAUUUAUCCUGUUAGAUUUGAAACAGAAGUAUAAGAAAAAUAAACAUUCUCUUAAAAAUAGUAAGUAUUUAUUAUAGUUUUCAAGAAAUACAAAUAUGAUUCCUCUUCAUGAAAUUAUGAAUAUGAGAAACAAAUUAGAGAAUGCAUAAUUAAAUGUUAAUUAAAUUAGUUCUGCUUAUACAAGUGAAAUGGUUAAAUUAGCCUCAGUUAUUAAUACUUAAUUGAAAAAGAAAUAAAAAUGA